Molecule: messenger RNA, 830 nt
Organism: Owenia fusiformis
Lineage: Eukaryota; Metazoa; Annelida; Polychaeta; Sabellida; Oweniidae
Source: the annotation of a GenBank genome assembly
UUUGUAACCAUGUUAGUAACACAAGGGUCAGUUACAAUUACCACAUAAAGACACAUACUGGAGAGAAGCCAUAUAAGUGUAAAUUAUGUAGGAAAGAUUUUAUGAUACUUUCAUCGUUGAGACGACAUGAACUAAUCCAUUCUAAGGAGAAACCGUUCAAAUGUGAUAUAUGCAAUAGAGGUUUCAGACAUACUUAUGAUGUAACCAGACACAGACGAUCACAUAAAUUCAAGGUUUAUCCCAACUAGUACAACAGUAUGAGAACUAUGAGGAAGAAGACAAUAUGCAGCAAUUACUCGAUUCUAAUAACCAAAGUGCGCAAAGUUUUGGAGAGGGGACCUUCAAGCGGUUAAAUGCCAUACAGAGAUAUGUGUGUAAUGUUUGUAAUAAAGUCAUGGCAAGAAAGGAUCAUUAUAAUUAUCACAUGAAGACGCAUACUGGUGAAAAGCCACAUAAAUGCAACUUGUGUCAGAAAACGUUCAUUACUGGUGGACAGUUAAAUCGUCAUCACAGAAGUCAUACUGGAGAGAAACAUUAUAAGUGCAACUUAUGUGAAAAACAAUAUGCAUCCUUAACUAACCUUAAAUAUCAUAUAAAGGUGACACAUUAGAAGAAAUCCAUUGUCACAUGAGCCAAUCAUCACACGAGGACUCAUACUGGAGAAAACCAGAAACAUGUGACUACUUUGGCUGAAGAAUUUGAACAAACAUCUAAUUUGAAGAGGCGUUGUAAAUGUAUUCGUUCCUCAAGCUUUUUUGGAUGUGUAUACUUUUUUCUAUUGGACUAACUUCAUGCAUGCUUAAAAUCUGAAGUUGAUGAAUAAAACAAUU